AGCCGUGUUACUAGCGUAAUCAAGUGGGGGAUCUUUGCACAUCAAAUAUCGGAUGUGAUGAGUAAUUAAGUUAAUCUAAAGUAAAAUUAAAAAAAGUUUGAAUGUUUUUAAAGAUCUAGUUUUCUCGAAGAUAAAGAAGUUUCUUGCAUAGCAUUUGAAAUACAUUGAAAAUAGAUUCAGAGUUUCUUAGUAUUGAAACUUUUUAUAAUUUUGGUGUGUGAAGAAUGACUUUUAUAUUACAAGAAAAUAAAGCCUGGAUUUACAACAUUAUUUAGUAAAGAAAUACAAAAACAGAAGGGUUUGUCAUUGAAAAUGGAACCAAUAAAUGAAACGGAGAAACUUUUAUACUCGAAGCUUGUCAACAUGUUGUCCUUCACCGAUUAUUGGAAAGACGAUUCCUUGCUGCAGUGUGCGCUUACACUCAUUCCAGCAGAUGAACUGAGAGUAAGAGCAACCGUGAAGUACUCGAGCUUGCCAGAAAGUAACAAUGUUGAUAUUGACGAUCUUUUACUUCUGGAACUACUGGAAUGGUUCAAAGAGGAUUUCUUCAAGUGGUUGGAUGCACCCAAGUGUGACACUUGUGAUGUGGUUACUGAGAAGAAAGGAUUCGUCACACCCACCCAAGAUGAAGCUAAGUGGGACGCACGAACGGUCGAACAUUUUGAAUGCCCAAAAUGUGAAAAGACUUAUCGAUUUCCUCGCUUUAAUCAUCCCCGAAAACUCUUAGAGACUAGACGAGGACGUUGUGGAGAGUGGGCCAACUGCUUUACCUUACUGUGUAUUGCUUUAGGGUAUGAUUCUCGCUUCGUGAUAGAUUGGACGGACCACGUCUGGACAGAGGUAUAUUCUCAUUCCAACAAACAAUGGCUGCACUGCGAUCCUUGUGAAAAUGUUUGUGAUAAGCCUUUGAUGUAUGAAGUGGGAUGGAAUAAAAAGCUGAAGUAUGUCAUAGCCAUAGGCAGGUAUGAAAUACAAGAUGUGACGUGGCGUUACACAAGAAAUUUUGAAGACGUCCUUAAAAGGCGAAAUGUGUGCCGUGAAGAAUUUCUUCUUCACUGUAUUCUAACUUUACAAGAAAAAUUACAAAAGUCUUUAUCUCCGCCACAACUUAAGGAGUUAAAAGAGCGUCGUGCCAGAGAAUUAGCAGAAUUUUUAUCUCCUGCUCAACCUGAUAGUGGGAAUUACAGUGGCAGAACUUCUGGUUCACUGUCAUGGCGACUAGCAAGAGGGGAAAUAAGUUUCCUUGAGAAUUUCUAUGUGUUUAAGUUAAACACUGAAGAAAUAAAACAGAAGUAUUUUCACAUUAAGUACAGCUGCGCUUUGGAUAAAUAUAUGCGUGUCAGUUCCUUGUCUGUCCAGACGGAAGAUUGGAAGUCCUUCACUUUUUCCCACGCGAAUAUGUUCCGCAAAGUGGAGAAAGACUGGAAAGUUUCCUAUCUUGCUCACGCAGAGGGCUUCAGUAGAGGAAGCGUUGCAUGGAAAUUUGAUUUUAGGGAUACUAAUCUGGUUAUUAGUACUGUAAAAUUAAACCUGCAUAGUAGAACGUUCAACUCGGGGACUAUAAAGUGGUUGCUUUUUCCAAAUUCUGAAGAUGACAAAAUAACAAAAUAUUCUCCUGAAGAAGUAUGUCCUUUAGAAACUACAGAUUUGAAAGGAAACACAAAUUUCAUCCUUAAAGCUGAAUUGACUGGUGGCGAUUCCUGGCAACAUGCACAACUAUUUCGCCAAUCUUUAGACUCAACUGCAUUUCCAUUUGAAGUGGAGAUUCAUUUUAUAGAAAAAAUGUCAUCUCCUUAGGAAUCAGGUGACAUAAAAUCAAAUGGAAAUCAUUUUUAACUAAGAAAUUAAUUGGAUACAUGUUUCCAUACUGUGUUUCAUCCAACCCCGGAAUUGUUGGGCUUGCCAUUUUCCUCUUGGGAAAUCAUGGUUUAGUGCUGAAUUGCAUCUGUUUGCAUAAGAAUGAAUUGCAUAAGAUUUCAUUGCCAACUAAUGCCUUAAAAACUGCAUAAACAGUGUAAUGUGUCUGUAUAAGAAGAUUUUAAAUUUCUUAUAAUUCAUAUGUAUGUUAUGCAUUUCAUAUUAUUCUGCCAAAAUGCAUGCAAUAAUAAUUCUUGACAUCAAAGAUAUCCAAUUGUCUUUGAAUUGAAAAAAGAUUACCUUUAUAACUGAAAUUAUUGCUUCAUUUGAAUACAUUUAACUUUUCUAAAUAUUUUACUUAGACUUGCCUAAUACUGGUUGUACUUUUAGAUUAUAAAUACAUUAGAGAAUCACAUAUAUGAAUGUAUCUAAAACAGAAUGAGAUUUCAGUUAUAUCUAAAAAUUAUUACACUUACAAUAGACAUAUAGCAAUAGCAAAGCUCAAAACUACCAUUAACAUGGAUGCUCUGAUCAUGGAUAUUCCUUUCACUUGGCUUCCAUUGUUUUAUGUGAAUUAUCUCAUUUUUUAAAGGAUCAGAGAUAUAGUGUAAAGAGUUAUAUAGGUGGAAUGUUGUUCUUCUUAACCAUUCCCUUCUUAACCAACCUUAAUUGUUCCCAGAGAAUAUUUGUCUAUUUUUGUUCUUGAUAUAUUUAGGCCUCUUGAUUUAUGCAUUUUGUGAUCCCAUGCAGUGACGUCAUGAGGCUGUUUUAAUAGCUGAUUAGUGUAGUUUUACAUUUUAAUAAAUAUUUAAUCAAUAUGUUGAUGAUUUAGAUUAAAUUUUCAGUUUAAUUUUUAAAAUUACAUAGGUUUUAACCUAUUUUUAAUGUAUAUUUCAUGAAAAAUUAACCAUUAGUUAAUAAUGUUCCUACUUUUAAAUAAAAGAAUUAAAUUAUUAUGAUACAUUAUAAAGAAAUAAUAAGCUUCAAGCAAAUACAGCAUCAAAAAUCAUUAUUUUAUAAUAACUGUCAACUGGAAUGUAACUAGUUAAAUGAAUAAUUAACAUCUUAACAUAGUAUAAAAUGUAAUUCAUUAUACUUAUUUCUUAAUAGUGUCAAUAAUUCUGUGAAUAUUUUAAUUAAUAAUAUUUAAUAAUUUAUGGAAUUUGUAUUGCUUACAAAUUUAUUUAUUUGACAACUUGCAUAGCAACGUUUUUUAAAUCAUCUUCCUAUAGUUCUGGACUGCCAUUUAAUGAUAAAUCUGCUACUAGCCUCAAAAGUGUACUGUAGUACUGUUGAGAAUUCAUUGUUUCAUUCCAUUCUAAGCAGUCUUGAGUACAGAUUCUCUGAAAAAGAACAUGAGGAUCAUUUCACUGACAUUCAUGUUAAAUUAUCCUUUUUUGAUAUGGGCUAUUGCUACUACUUGUCAUAUUAGCAAAUAUAUUGACGUAUUACAACACUCAACACCAAAAAUCUUCUUUAUUUGAGUAUACUAUAUAAUUGCAAAUUCUAUCAUUAGAAGUUGUAUGAAAAUAUACAUAAACAAUUAUUCUGUCUAUUCUUCAUAAUAGUAUGAGACUAUCAUGUGCCUUAUUUUAAAAUAUGUUUAAGUUUUUAUAAGUGUAAUGAAAAGUGCAAUAAAACAA
Molecule: messenger RNA, 3500 nt
Organism: Argiope bruennichi
Lineage: Eukaryota; Metazoa; Arthropoda; Arachnida; Araneae; Araneidae
Gene: Pngl
Product: peptide-N(4)-(N-acetyl-beta-glucosaminyl)asparagine amidase-like
Exons: 4
Coding region: 313-1797 (494 amino acids)
Biological process (GO): glycoprotein catabolic process; protein deglycosylation; protein quality control for misfolded or incompletely synthesized proteins
Cellular component (GO): nucleus; cytoplasm; cytosol
Molecular function (GO): peptide-N4-(N-acetyl-beta-glucosaminyl)asparagine amidase activity
Source: RefSeq, a predicted model, not a curated record